UGUGUUUAAAAUUGUCCAAAAUGGCUGAGACAGAAACCGAUAAUAACAGUAUUGUUCGUCCCGAGAAAAAUAAUAAGGGCAUAGUGACAAAUAAUGGCCCACGUCGCGUAACCAUUUAUAAAACUGACACAGGUUUUGGUUUUAAUGUUCGCGGUCAAGUUUCCGAGGGUGGGCAGUUAAGAUCGAUCAAUGGUGAAUUGUAUGCUCCUCUGCAGCACGUUAGUGCUGUCCUGGAGCAGGGUGCUGCUGAACAAGCUGGUAUAUGCAAAGGGGAUAGGAUCCUCGAAGUCAAUGGGGUGAACGUCGAAGGCGCGACCCACAAACAAGUGGUGGACCUGAUCAAAUCUGGAGGGGAUUGUCUAACUUUAACAGUCAUAUCUGUGACGCCCAAGGAGGCAGAACGUUUAGAGCCAUGCGACGAUGGUUCAGCACCGGUGGGAGUUAUAGGUGGGGCGGCGAACUCACGAGCGACGGUCUACCAACGAUACGAUUACACGGACAAGCGGUCACUACCCGUCUCUAUUCCCGACUACCGGAUAGUGAUGGAACGGAAUACGGGCAGGUCGUACGUGGCCUUCAACGUUCACAUGGCCGGAAGACAUUUGUGCAGCCGACGUUAUAGGGAAUUUGCUGCUCUACACCAGCUCUUGAGGAAAGAAUUUCUUGGUUUCAAUUUUCCAAAAUUACCUGGAAAAUGGCCUUUUACUUUAAGCGAGCAGCAGCUCGAUUCAAGGAGAAGAGGUCUCGAACAAUAUUUAGAAAAGGUUUGUGCGGUUCGAGUGAUAGCAGAGUCGGAUGCUGUACAAGAAUUCCUCACAGAUUCAGACGAUUCAUCUAAUCCAUCUCCGGUCGACCUGAAAGUCUUACUGCCUGAUAAAGAAGUAGUGACGGUGUCCGUACUGAAGUCGACGAACGCCGACGACGUAUACCGUGCUGUUUGCGAAAAGAUUGGAUUGUCUAAGUCGGUGCAAAAGUACUUCUAUCUAUUUGAAAUUGUGGAGUAUAAUUUUGAACGCAAGUUACAGCCGAACGAGUGUCCCCACUCUCUAUAUAUCCAGAACUACUCGACGGCGUCCAGCAGCUGUCUGUCCAUACGCAAAUGGCUCUUCAACCCCGAGAGAGAGAUAUCGGUGGUGAAGGAGGAUGAAAAGGCAGCGACCUUUAUAUUCUGGCAGGCGGUGGAGGACGUGAACCGCGGCGUGUGCGCGGCGGGCGCGCGCCUGUACCAGCUGAAGGCGCUGCAGGACGUGCGGCGCGCGGCCGACUACCUGGCGCUGGCGCGUGCCCUCCCCGGCUACGGGGGCGUGGCCUUCCCGCCCGCGCGCACCGACUGCCGCGCCACGCCCGCCCUCGCGCUCACCGUCGGUUGGACCGGCCUGAAGCUGUCCGCGUGGUGCGAGGGCGACGCCCCGUGCGGCGGCGCGUGCGUGAGCGUGCCGUGGAGCGACGUGCGCGAGUGGCGCGCGGACGACGAGGCGGCGGCGGCGCGCCUGCUGUACCGCCGCCGCGACCGGCCGCCGCGCGCGCUGGCGCUCUACACGCCCUACUAUCAAUUUCUCUGCAACUGCAUGGAUAGAAUAGCGGAGGAGGCGAACUGGGUCGACACCGGCGAGUAAAGUUCCGGAACAUUCUAGAACGUAAGAUAACCAACGGUAUCUGUAUAACUCGCAACAUUUUCGAAAUGGCGUCGUUAUUCCUAUCUAGUUUACUUAUCGUAUUAAUGUGAUUUGUCUUUUUUUUUUUUUUAAUGAUUAUUUAAAAUUUUGUAAUUAUUUAGACAAUGUACUCGUAUAGGUCAGGGUUUCGCGUCACAACUGUACUGUGAUAGGUACGAUUUAUGUUAACUGACUGGAUUUCGUCGAAGCUGAAAAGUGUUUUUAUUUUGAACUUUUUGUAUACAUUAUAUUAUAAGUAACUGUAAAAGGUCUUCUGGUCUGUUGUUGGGAUUGUUUGACAACGGUAGAUCAUUGGUAGAUCAUGGGUAGAUCAUUGGUAGAUCAUGGGUAGAUCAUUGGUAGAUCAUGGGUAGAUCAUUGGUAGAUCAUGGGUAGAUCAUUGGUAGAUCAUAUUAUGACAGUCUAUUUGACGCUUCAAUAUUACCAUACUGACGAUAUAUUGAUUCCAACGAUGUUAGUCUGUACUUUUUGAUCUUUCACUGAUAUCGACUGCCACAAAGUAUAUCCACCAACAGCGUCCAUAUUACGGUACGAUCUUUGGUUCAGACGACGAACGUUGACAAAAUGAAAAAAAAAUCAUAAUUGAAGUAGCUUUAAGUAUUUUGAAUCGUCAUUUUAGAAAUUAAAAUUAUAUUAGUAUUAAUUUGAACCUACCAACGAUUCGGAAUGUAGAUGCUGCAGAAAAGAAACGGCAAGAAAUUUUGCAGUUCAAAAAAAAAUUAUGUUCUAUUAACACAAAUAAAAGUUAUAAUUUAACAAACAGGAAUAACAUACACAUAUCCCACACAAACGGCUAUUUAUUACAAACCGUUUGUUAACAAAAAAAAAAAAAAACACUACAAUACUUAAUACACUACAAUGACGUCAAUGAUCUCCCGCUGAUCUAUCAUUGUCUCAAAUCGCAAUAGCGGACUUAGCGCCAAGAUUUCAUUAAAUGCUUAUUACGUACUUAGAACUUUUUAUACAUAAUCAAUAUAUUAUUAGUGGAAUUUGUAAUAUUUUUUCAUAUAUAAGUUAAUGUAAAUGUCCCCGGCACUGUGUAAUUUUGUCUUUUAUAAUUUAAUCGGGUACAAUAAUUUUUUUAUACGAAUUAUUUUGACGAAUUCCGUAUGUAACAUUGCGUAUGAUCUAUUGACAUUAUAAUCUAAAAUCACUGAAUAAAUUUUGCGGAAUAAAUAAGUGUCGCGUGACUUAAAAAUCAUUAAUAUAAGUAAUAUCUAUGUGUCAUUUUCUGUAAAAGCUAACCAGAGCUCGAUAUAUACAACAUUUUAAUAAAACUUAAGCUAAGAUAUACUACAAUACAAAUAAAAAUAAAAAAAUGAAAAAACCGAUAAAAAAAUCUGAUGCGCUAAAUUUGUGAUAUCUUCCCGACAAUCUUUGGUUGGUCAAAGUUAAGAUAACUGCUCUAAAUCAUUAUUUAUCAAUAUGAAUAUAGCAUCAAGCAUUAUAAGUGAUUAAAAGCUCAAGAAAAAAAAACAUCACAAUUAACCGUCAACUGUCAGGACAA
Melitaea cinxia (Glanville fritillary) is the source of this 3183-nucleotide messenger RNA. It is a transcript of the gene Snx27, whose product is annotated as sorting nexin-27. Gene Ontology annotation, biological process: intracellular protein transport; signal transduction. Lineage: Eukaryota; Metazoa; Arthropoda; Insecta; Lepidoptera; Nymphalidae. The coding region runs from base 21 to 1616 and encodes 531 amino acids. Gene Ontology annotation, cellular component: early endosome. The record is from RefSeq and is a predicted model, not a curated record. The transcript is spliced from 9 exons. Gene Ontology annotation, molecular function: protein binding; phosphatidylinositol-3-phosphate binding.